This is a messenger RNA of Elephantulus edwardii (Cape elephant shrew), 2667 nucleotides long. It is a transcript of the gene NLRP6, whose product is annotated as NLR family, pyrin domain containing 6. The coding region runs from base 1 to 2667 and encodes 888 amino acids. Gene Ontology annotation, biological process: response to bacterium; acute inflammatory response; regulation of inflammatory response. The transcript is spliced from 8 exons. Gene Ontology annotation, cellular component: canonical inflammasome complex; cytoplasm. Gene Ontology annotation, molecular function: vasopressin receptor activity; peptide binding. The record is from RefSeq and is a predicted model, not a curated record. NCBI's taxonomy places the organism in Eukaryota, Metazoa, Chordata, Mammalia, Macroscelidea, Macroscelididae.
AUGGAGGAGCCAGGGGCGUCCUGCUCCAGGCAAGACCGCGCUGUGGCCUGCCGGGAGCUGCUCCUGGCCGCCUUGGAGGAUCUGAGCCAGGAGCAGCUGAAGCGCUUCCGCCACAAGCUGCGGGGCGCGCCUGAGGGCAGCCGCAGCAUCCCCUGGGGGCGACUGGAGAACGCGGAUGCCAUCGACCUGGUCGAGAGGCUGGUAGAGUUCUAUGGACCAGAGGGAGCGCUGGAAGUAGCCCGCAAGUCCCUGAAGAGGUCAGACGCGCGUGAUGUGGCUGAGCGACUCAAGGAACAGCGGCUGCAGUGCUUCGGCCCCUGCCCCUCACCGCAGCUCUCACUGUCUGAGUACAAGAAGAAGUAUCGGGAACACGUGCUGCAGCUGCACGCUAAGGUGAAGGAGAGGAAUGCGCGCUCUGUCAAGAUCACCAAGCGCUUCACCAAGCUGCUCAUCGCGCCAGAGAGCUCUGACUCGGAGGAUGAGGCGCUGGGGUCCGUGGAGGAGCCAGAGCCCCGGCGUGCGAGGCGCUCCAACACUAACACCUUCAAGAGGUUGUUCCGCCGUGACGAGGACGGCCGGCGGCCGCUGACUGUGGUACUCCAGGGCCCAGCCGGCAUCGGCAAGACCAUGGCGGCCAAGAAGAUCUUGUAUGACUGGGCCACGGGCAAGCUGUACCAGGACCAGGUGGACUUCGCCUUCUUCUUGUCUUGUCAUGAACUGCUGGAACGACAGUGCUCUCGCAGCUUGGCCGACCUGGUCCUGGACCAGUGUCCUGACCGCAGCGCGCCUGUGCAGCAGAUGCUGGAGAGGUCAGAGCGGCUGCUCUUCAUCUUGGAUGGCGCAGACGAACUCCUGUUGCCGGGACCUGCAGAGGCAGCGACCUGCACGGACCCAUUUGUGGCAACCAGCGGCGCGCAGAUCCUGCGCGCACUGCUGAGCAAGGCGCUGCUACCCAAGGCCCGCCUGCUGGUGACGACGCGCGCCACGACGCCUGGGAAGCUGCAGGGCCAUCUGCGCGCCCCACAGUGUGCGGAGGUGCGCGGCUUCUCCGAUAAAGACAAGAAGAAGUACUUCUACAAAUUCUUCCGGGACGAGCGCAGGGCAGAGCGCGCCUAUCGCUUUGUGAAGGAAAAUGAGACCCUGUUCGCGCUGUGCUUUGUGCCCUUCGUGUGCUCGAUCGUGUGCUCCGUGCUGCGUCAGCAGCUGGAGCGCGGCGAGGACUUGUCGCGCACCUCCAAGACCACUACGUCCGUGUACCUGCUCUUCAUCGUGAGCCUGCUGUCUUGCGAGGCACCCGUCAACGAAACCGAGGUACAAGGCGAGCUGCGCAAGCUCUGCCGCCUGGCUCGGGAAGGCGUCCUAGGGCGCAGGGCGCAGUUCGCUGAGAAGGACCUGGAGCGACUGGAGCUGCGUAGCUCAAGAGUGCAGAAGCUGUUUCUCAUCAAGAAGGAGAUGCCAGGUGUGCUGGAAGCGGUGGUGGUCUACCAGUUCAUCGAUCAGAGCUUCCAGGAGUUCUUUGCCGCGCUGUCCUACCUGCUGGAGGAGGAAGGGGCCUCUGCGGCGCCAGCGGGCGGCGUGGGGGCGCUUCUGUGCGGGGACGCCGAGCUGCUGCGGGGCCACCUCACGCUUACCACGCGUUUCCUCUUCGGGUUGCUGAGCGCAGAGCGGAUGCGCGACAUCGAGCGCCACUUUGGCUGUGUGGUCUCUGAGCGCGUGAAGCAACAUGCCCUGCAGUGGGUGCAAAGGCAGGGCCGUUCGAUGGCGGCACCGGAGGGGACCUUGGAGAGCAACGGGCUGGAGGGGGCCAACGAGCCCGAGGAUGAGGAUGAGGAGCUCAACCAGCCGCUGGAGCUUUUGUACUGCCUGUACGAGACGCAGGAGGAUGAGUUCGUGCGCCAGGCCCUGCACGGCCUGCCGGAGUUGGUGCUGGAGAGAGUGCACUUUGGACGUAUGGACCUCCAGGUGCUGAGCUACUGCGUGCAACGAUGCCCAGAGGGCCAGGCGCUGCGGCUGCUCCGCUGCCGGCUGAGCGUGGUGCAGGAGAAGAAAAAGAAGAGUCUAGUGAAGUGGCUGUCUGGCAGCCUGGGCGGCGGGAAUUCCCGAGCCACUCAGAGACAACCAUCGGCCUCUCCACUGCGUCCACUCUGUGAAGCCAUGAUUGACCAGCGCUGCCAUCUGAGUAGCCUGACGCUGUCCUAUUGCAAGCUCCCAGACUCAGUCUGUCGAGACCUGGCUGAGGCCCUGAGGAUGGCUCCUGCCCUUACUGAGCUGACCCUCCAGCACAAUGGUCUUAGUGAAGUGGGCCUGCGAGUGCUGUGUGAGGGGCUGUCCUGGCCCAGCUGCCGCGUGCAGGUGCUCAGGGUGCAACAGCCUGGACUCCAGGAAGCACUCCAUUACCUAGUCAGCCUGCUCCGGCAGAGCCCGAGUCUGACCACCCUGGACCUCAGUGGCUGUCAGCUGCUUGGCUCCACUGUGACCUUCCUGUGUGCAACCCUGCAGCACUCCAGUUGCAAUCUGCAAGCCCUAAGGCUGGACUCUGUGGAGCUGAGUGAUCACUCACUGCAGGAGCUGCGGGAUAUGAAGAUGGCAAAGCCAGGCUUGAGCAUCACACACCCUGGACUGGAAGACAACCUGGAGCAACCCGAGGGGGUCAGUAGUGCCCUCUGA